Messenger RNA from Cuscuta europaea, 1667 nucleotides. Lineage: Eukaryota; Viridiplantae; Streptophyta; Magnoliopsida; Solanales; Convolvulaceae. The record is from the annotation of a GenBank genome assembly.
ACUAAUCUUUUCCAUUUUGAUUGUCUUUUUUGUCUACUCAAGUCUCAAUUUGCUCAUAUUGAAGUCAUAUGUUUUCCUGCUGAAAUUUCCCUUAUGUAGCUGAAGCUUAUCUCAAACUUUUGUAUCUGAAGCUUAUCUCACACUGUUUGUGCCAAGCCAAGCCCGGACAUCUUCAACCAACAUUUGAAGAUCCUACUGGUCCGAAACCAUGAAAUUGGCUUCAAUUAUCCACCAUAACAGCCUCCGAGCCUCACCUUUGGCCUUCACCAAUGGUUCCUUCAGAAAUUAUCCAGUCUACCCAAUCCAUCCGAACUCAAUACGGCAUCGGGCUCAAUUUGCUCAUUCUUACUCCCCAACACCAUUGUUAGCUGGCUCUGAACGGAGGUGUAAUUCAAGAAUUUUAUGCUCAAGAAAAACUGAACAAGGAGAACAGUUGUCUACAUCAGGGAAGGACAUGUCUCAUCAACAAUCAGUUGACAGUGUCAACCAUGACGGGUCUGAGAAUCAUUUAUCUUCUGUUAGGACGGUAGCUCUAUGUGUGUUGUCAGCAGUAGUGUUUGGUGCUGGUUUGGGUUACAUGGGUGGAGCUGAAAAGGCAUAUGAGUUUUUUGCUGGGUAUAUCCUAGAGCAGAGCUUGUCAGUUGACAACUUGUUUGUCUUUAUUUUGAUAUUCAAGUAUUUUGAAGUGCCCCUGAUGUAUCAGAAUCGAGUGCUUUCAUAUGGGAUUGCUGGAGCAAUAAUAUUCCGAUUGUCUAUCAUACUACUUGGGACAGCAACUCUUCAGAAAUUUGAGGCAGUUAAUCUACCAUUGGCGGGGCUACUCCUAUACUCAUCAUUCAAGUUGUUUGCUGAAGAAGAUGGAGAUACUGAUCUUUCUGAAAACUUCAUAGUAAAGACUUGCCAGAGAUUUAUUCCCAUAACCUCUAAAUAUGACGGUGAUCGAUUCAUAACAGUUCAGGAUGGCAUUUGGAAAGCGUCACACAUUUUGGACAGGCUACACCUUUACUCCUUACAGUGGCCGUAAUUGAACUCAGUGAUAUUGCAUUUGCUGUUGAUUCUAUACCAGCUGUUUUUGGUGUUACCAGAGACCCUUUCAUAGUUUUCACUUCUAAUAUUUUUGCCAUUUUAGGUUUAAGGUCAUUAUACACACUCAUUUCUGGAAGUAUGUCUGAAUUGGAGUAUUUACAGCCUGCAAUUGGUGCUGUUUUGGGCUUUAUUGGGUGUAAGAUGAUUCUGGAUUUCUUUGGAUUCCAUGUUACUACCGAGGCGUCUCUUGCCGUUGUAGCCACCUGUCUCAGCGGUGGGGUGUUGUUAAGUCUUGCCAAGGGGAAGUCCGAUUAGAGCAUGGCGUAUUUGUUCAAGCCGAUUGGUGUACUCCCAGAGAAUUUUCCUGAAGAACUGUGAGCUGGAGGGGAUCAAUGCAGGCUAAGACGACAAGAAACUUCAAACUUGUUCCCACAUCUCAUCCCUAAUAUGUUAGUUUAAUUAAUCAUGGACACUCUGUGUAAAGCUCAUGCCUUAUGGCAAUCUUCUACCACAGUACAUUCACUACAAUCAAAGCUUACUCAUUCGGAAUGUGUGCUCAUUAAUUGUUCAUUGUAUGUAAUUUCGCAUUUAUUGGUGUAAAGAAACAUUAUUGAUGAAGCUUUAAUUUUCCACCUAUAAAG